Molecule: messenger RNA, 5334 nt
Organism: Musca domestica (house fly)
Lineage: Eukaryota; Metazoa; Arthropoda; Insecta; Diptera; Muscidae
Gene: SuUR
Product: protein suppressor of underreplication
Exons: 4
Coding region: 142-3720 (1192 amino acids)
Source: RefSeq, a predicted model, not a curated record
AUUUAAAAUUACUUUACAUAUUGGUGGCCAUUUAUCUCUCGCUACACUACAUACAAUAGCAGCAACAGGAAUAGCAAAGGAAUUGACCCCAUACGCACAACCUGCAACUAGCUCACAACCCCGGGAGGUAGAAAUAACAAAAUGUUUCAUUUUGUGGCCGAUCAUCCGCCGGUUCCGGUGCGCUUAUCAUUCCGCGCCCAAAUUCUGGGGCAUGUACGGCAAUAUCUUAAGCAGUUCCAGGUCGAUGCCAUCCAAUUCAUGCAUAAUUUUCUGGCAAAGGGAGAAUUUUGUGUUUACAACGACGAAAGUGGAUUGGGUAAACAAGCCGCGGUAGCUGUGCUGUUGGAUUCUGCUUGUGGCAAUAAGAAAUCACUGAUAGUCGUGCAAAAUGAUGAUCUUUAUAUUCAUGGAUGGGAGUUCCAUUUCAGCGUUUUGACCAAUUGCAGUGUUACAGUCAUUAAGGACAACAAGGAUACUACGGACUCCCCACAUAACAUAUAUCUGGCCAAAUGGAGUACGCUGAGGACAAUCGACGAUUUGAGUAAAUUCGACUUUGACUACAUUAUUUUGGACAAUCGAGGGCAAAUGCUAAACAACACUUUCUGCAUGUCAAUGCUGUUAAAACACUAUGAACGGAAAAUCAAUAUAUUGAUCUCAAGUGUAGAUAUAACAAGCGAUCUUAAACUUCUCCAUAAUAUUCUCAAACUUGGUGGACGUUUGGAACCACGUUAUGCAAAUUUUAAACAAUUCGAAGACAAAUUCAAACUUCCCGAUGCGAAGGAGCUAACAUACAAAAAAGUGGAUCUUGAAGAAUAUUUCCUUAAGAGAGAACGUUUAGCUGAUUAUUGCAAAAACUUUCGUCUACGCCGCUACUGCCACCAAUAUGAGCAACAUUUGCCUUUGGUCACACCGGAUCGUUAUAAAAUUAAUUUGGAUGUAUUUCGUGAAAAACAAACUGCCACGAAUUCUGAAAACAGUAGUGUAGAGAUAUCGUCUCAAAAUCGUCAAGAUGAUAGAGUACGGGAUACCCAGGAAUUAUUCGAGGAGUAUUGUCGACAGAGGCGAAAACAACAGGAAAUUCAAAAGCAAAAAUUAGAGCAAAAAAAGAAAGAGCAAGCAAAAUUGCAAGAACAACAAAAUCAGCUGAAAGAAAAGGAAUUGGAAUCAGUUUGUGAUGUUGAUGACGAAGUGGCUUUCAUUAAUUACUCACCUCCACCGCCUGUAGUGCACGAUAAACCACCUACAACAAGAGAAAAUUCUGAUGAGGCAGUUUUGAUGUCACCUUUGCUGCUGGUCUCUGACUCUGAGGAUACUGAAGAUGUUCCAGAAAUUUGCAAUGAUCCUGGCGAUGAAGCGAAUAUUGUUGACCUAUCCACAGACGACGAUGAAAACGGGAAAAAUAAUGAAACGUCUAACGCAAGUAACGAGAACAACGAAAAAGAAAAGACAUCGAGUGAUAAAACAUCAAAUAAAACGACAAGAAAGUAUAAAUGUGUGCGCAAUGAAAUCGACAGAUUGAAAGCAGAUGUUGCAACAAAUCUGAAAUUUCAAAACGAAACUACACCGAAGCGGAGGACUCGUCAUGCCGAUGAUAAUCGUUGCAUAAAUAGUAGUAGAAGGCGUAAAAAUGAAGUGGAGGAGGUGACUACUCCCAAACAAGGGUCUAGAAGUUCUAGUGAAACAAACAAAAAAUCAUCACCAAGAGAUACGUCAAAUGAAAAGAAAAGAGACAGUUCUUCAAAGACAAGCACAGAUAAAGAAAACAAAAGAAAUGAAACUUCUUCGAUAGAGCGCGGAACAAAUGAUAAGGAUAAAUGUCCUGACAAUUCGUCUGAAAGUAAUAAAAAAUCGAAUGAUUUGACACCACGCACAUCCAGAUCGAUAAGAAAAAUUGAUCUUACAUCAGAAACAGCAACCUCUCCUGCCACGAACAAAGCCAAGAAAAGUCUCACCACGCGAAACAGUAGUUCUACUGAAUCAACUAAAAAAUCCACCACAAUUGAUCCCAAUGUCGUUAUUAAAACUGAACCAGAAGAUAAUCCACCAAAAACAACAUCAUCGACGUCGUCUAUAAAACGACCGACAACAAAGGAGAUGACAGCAACUUUGGAACGUAUAAAAAGAGAACUUGAUAUUGAUCGGGUCGUUAUCUACACCAGAGAUACACGCAGUGCAAAACGUUCAACAAGGUCGGCUGGUUGUCCCAGCAGACUUUCUGCAAAAAAUGCAUUGUUUCACAAUGAAAAACCCAAAGCUAAAAAGACAUCCCACGAUAAGCAGGAAAAUAAGACUAAUGGGCAAAAAUCAAAUGCCCAGGCGAAGAGCACCAAGUCCAAUGAAAAUGAUAUUGUCGAUACACAAGCGCCCAUUAUUUCGAUGACGUGCUCACAAGACUUUGAUCCUUUGCAAUGUGCUCAGCGUCUAAGUAGUGUUGGUGCUUCAGAAAGUAAUAGCCAAAGGAAAUCCACAUCUACAUCUUUUCUUGUACCGCCAGUUCCUGCAAGAAAUUCUCUAAUUCCUUCAUCAAUUAAUAGUUUCUUUGGCGAUUCAGAGGUUGUAUUUGUUCCACCAACUUCAACAUCAAGUACAACCAAGGCCAAUAAGAGCGACGUUAUUGUUCUGUCGGAAUCCGAAGAAAACGAACAGCUCUCUUCGCUGCAAUCAACUGCUACCAGUCGUCGCACAAGAGCCCUCAAGCCAAGGAAAACACGAAAUAAACCCGAGGAGGUGGCUAGUCAAGUGCCCACAUUUUCACAACUAUUGGGACAACAAAACACACGUGCAAGUGCCAAAUCUCCUGAUCUCUUUAGUAAUUGUUCAGAUUUGACUCCAAUGCCAUGUUCCCAAAAUGCCAAUAUUAAUGAAGAGCCUAGCGCACCCUUCGAAGGUUUCAAAAUCUUUGGGUCUGAAGUCAAGCAGUUACAACAACAUUAUGCUACAUCAAAGACACAAAAUGCCAGCAAGGGGAAGAAGUCACAGAGAGAUCGAAGUUGUUUGGACAUCUUGGAAAAUAUGUUUGAGCCUCCGAAUAAAAAGCAAAAAACAAAAGUCAGCGAUAAGGAAGCCGGCGAUUUGUCUGCCACGGCCAAGACUGCAAAGAGUAGCAAUACACAGCCAUUGAGAAAUAACGCACAAAAAACAAGAGUACAAGUGCCCAUAGUACCGCAUCAUCCGAUAGAAGCUAUUGCCGAAGCCAAGGCCCAACAGGAAAAGCGUAUACGUUCCCUGGCGCCAUCUUCUGUAAAUGAAGAUGAGAUAUUUGAAAUAACAAACAAUGGUACAUUCGGUAGUGUUUUGCGUCUACAUUCAAAUGGAGAAAUCUCGCCAGUGCAUCACACACAAAAACCACAACCCCAGCAUAAUAAAAUCACCAAAUAUUUUCAGGGAGGUCUAACACAAAAUGUUACAAGUUCUCAGGAGGAUAGUGGCAAUAACUCAGAGGCUGGUACUCCGAGUAAAAAACCCCAACAACAACAACAACCCAAUGCACAACAAUUGACCAACACACAAUAUGCGAAUUUAAAGAAAUCACCCAAGCAAAGAUGUCCCACCACGACCCAAGCAACAAAAUUAACGAAAUGGUUUACCACAAAUGCCAAUCAAGACAGAGAAAUACAAACGCAGGUUUCUAAAAGUCUAACUUCGUCCGCAGUUACAAAGCAAUCGAGUAAAAGAAGACGUCGUUUAGACUUGACCCAGGUAACAAAUGACAGUGACUGAGAAGCAAUUAUAAUUAUUAAUUUUUUUAAUAUAUGUGUUUCUAUUACUUUUUCGAAAGUAAUGCAUUUUAGUUAUUUUAAUUCAAUUAAAUGCUUUAUCAGUCUUUUAAUUUUAGCUCUAGAAAUCAUAUAUAUUUGAGAGAGAAUUCAAUCCUAGUACAAAUUAAAUGCAAAUCAUUUACAUCUUUCUUUUAAUUUCAUUUCUUCAUAACCAAUCAAAAAAAAAAAAAAAAAAAAAAAACACCAAAAUGAAUUCAAGUACAAAUUCCAACAUGGAUAAAUAAAUACAAUUACGAAAUUUAACAAUAAAUUAAAUAAAUGGAGUAUACUUCAAAAAACAAUUUGGGAAAAAUACAAUUAAAAUUAAUAUCGAUAAAAAAAUAUUUUUUGGAAAUCUUCAAAUGGAUGAGUCUGUGAGGUCGGAAAAUAUUAAAUAUUUAUUGCAGAGAUUUAAGUUUGUUUUAAUACUUUCAGAAAAAGUAUACAAGGAACACUAUUAAUAUUUGCCAUUUUUUAGCAUAGCAUCAAUCAGAAUCAUUUGAUUAUUUGAAGAUGACAAAUAACUCAAUGACAAUGACUGCAUCCUGCAUUGAUAAUCAAAUAUUUCCAAAAGGGUUUCCAUUUGGCAAUUUACCUAAAGCAUACACAUCACUGAUAUAUUAGACCGACAUGAAGUGUCAUUUCGCACUGGUUCCUCCCACGUUUGUUCUCUUCUAGUUUUCGGCUAUAAAUAUUCCUAAAACAGAGUAGGAAAAUUUGAAUUAUUAAUACACCAAACUCCUAACUCCUAUAUAUUGUCAUGAAUUCGAAGGGACCGACUAAGGCCUAUGUCCUAUAAAAGUGUUUUAUUACAAAUUCUAUACCAAGAGAACUUUAUGAACUUCAACGCAAUUAUUUACAUCGAAUCAAGUACCAUUCAUAUUAAAAUGGAUAGAAGUGAUUUUAAAGAUUUUAAUUAAAUUUUUAUUUGUAUUGCAUCAAAUUCCUGUUUUACAUCAUUACUGUAUGAAUGUUAUUUUUCGUUUUUAACUCCGUAUUUUUUUGAAAAAAAUCGUAUUGAACGAACAGUAGAAAUGUUUAACUUGAUUUGUGGAACGUUGUAAAGUCUGGGGCUGAAUUUUUUGUUAUUAAAUGAAUAUAGGCAAUGAUGCGUGAAUUAUUACGGAUUCAAGCAAUCCAAUAAAAUGUUCACAUAAAAAUAUGGGUAACUAUUAAUUUAAAUGUGUUCCGGUUUCUGGAUUCUUGCUCUAUAAACAAAAGAAAUGAAAAUUAUUUCCUUUAUAAAAUUGUUCAUUUGACAUUUCUUUUCUUAAUACAAGAUUUCAUUUCACAUCUUUAUAGAACGAGAAUUGAGCAGCUGGAAAGUGCUUUGUUCCAGAACAUGCAAGAAUUUACUAGUUUUGCAAUUUUCUUCGAUAUCAAAAAGGAAAAAUCGGAAAAUCAUAGUAAAAACGUUAACAUUCUUGCAGUUCUGGAACAGACCAAAGGAUAUAUAUUUCAGAAUAUACAUUUCUUUAGGGUUUUGUUCAGAUCAGAGAUAUUCUACUGUAUUUGUAAUAUAAGUCGAAAAGAACGUGUUUGAAACAUACAAAAAUUUGAAAUAAAAAUAAAUAAA